This is a messenger RNA of Candidozyma duobushaemuli, 366 nucleotides long. RefSeq names its product phosphatase regulator. Gene Ontology annotation, molecular function: protein phosphatase inhibitor activity. The record is from RefSeq and is a predicted model, not a curated record. The transcript has a single exon. Lineage: Eukaryota; Fungi; Ascomycota; Pichiomycetes; Serinales; Metschnikowiaceae. The coding region runs from base 1 to 366 and encodes 121 amino acids. Gene Ontology annotation, cellular component: cytoplasm.
AUGUCUUCAGAUGAAGGUCCUUUGGACCCACCCAAGAACACUCAGGGACUAGACUUAUCAAAGUUGUCGCCGCAAGAAUUGCGAAUUUACAAGAUGUACGGAAAGCUCCCCACGACACAGCAGAUAUUGUCAUCGAAGUUCCAGGACAAGAAGUACUUUGACAGCGGUGACUAUGCCAUGCAAAAACAGAUGGGAGGCAGUAAGUCAGGAGUUGCUGGCGCCGUGCCUAUGGCCCAUCCCAACGCCGAGAAAGUCAAGGAGAUGUACAACCGUAACUCCAUCAGCGCCUCCAAUUCAAAUUUCUUGUUUAAUGGCAAGCUGAACUUGCUCAGCGAGAGCACUUCAGAGGAUGAGAAGAAGCAGUAG